Lates calcarifer (barramundi perch) is the source of this 2134-nucleotide messenger RNA. It is a transcript of the gene lgals3a, whose product is annotated as lectin, galactoside binding soluble 3a. Gene Ontology annotation, cellular component: nucleus; immunological synapse. Gene Ontology annotation, molecular function: carbohydrate binding; IgE binding; laminin binding. The record is from RefSeq and is a predicted model, not a curated record. Gene Ontology annotation, biological process: monocyte chemotaxis; macrophage chemotaxis; eosinophil chemotaxis. NCBI's taxonomy places the organism in Eukaryota, Metazoa, Chordata, Actinopteri, Centropomidae.
UUCCUCUUCAUGAGUUGUAGUUGUGUGUGUGAGUGAGUGCAGUUCGAACGUUAGCUUGUAGUUCUGUGCCUCGCCAGGCUAAAUUAGCUGGCUAACUGGCUUCCACAGCUGGAUAAAUCAUCGCUGUUACUCGUUUCUAUCAUCCGAAAGGAGUCCAUCUUCUGGCGAGAUCAUGGCAGAUUUCUCGCUGGCAGAUGCUUUAGGAGAUGACGCCCCGAGCCAGGCAAAGAAAAUGGGCAACACUAACCCGUCUGCCCCUGCCAACAAUCCUCCACCUGCUACAAAUCCAGGAUGGCCUGGUUCAGCCCCAGGAGCUCCCACCCAGCCCUCUGCUCCGGGUGACUUCACUGGUGGAUCAUCAGGCCCGGGAGCUCCAGGGCAGUUCCCGUUCCCCUCCGGUCCUGGAGCACCAGGGCAAUACCCAGGACCCCCUUCAGCACCUGGUGGGUUCCCCCCUGGUCAAGGGAUACCUGGACAAUAUCCACCUGCACCUGGAGCUCCAGGGCAGUUCCCCUCCAGCCCUGGAGCCCCUGGUCAGUUCCCUGGGCAGUACCCACCUGAAGGAGCUCCAGGACAGCUACCCGGAGGCCCUGUUCCUUACCCAACUGGACCAUUUCCCUCUGGCCCUGGAGCACCCCCUGGGCCUUAUCCAAAUGUGCCUUUCCCAGGUGGCCAGCCAGGAGGAGGGAAUGGCAUGUAUGGACCAGGCGGUCCAGGAGGAUUCCCUCCAGCUGGUCCGGGCUCUUUCCCUGCAUUCCCUGCUGGAGGCUUUCCCCCAAUACCUGCUGGGUCAUGGGGACCACCUGCAGGUGGAGGUUUCCCUGCUGCUCCUGGCCUUCGGCCUGGGCCUAUGGGUCCAUAUGGUGGGCCUUCUGCUCCAGGAGGCAUGCUGAUGGUGCCGUAUGAUCUCCCUCUUCAUGCUGGAAUGAUGCCACGACUUUUGAUCACAAUAGUCGGGGAGCCUGUACCUGGUGCAGACAGGUUCCAUGUGGACUUCAUCAAAGGUCCAGAUGUCGUCUUUCAUUUCAAUCCUCGAUUUAAUGAGCAAACUAUUGUGAGAAACUCCAACCUCAGUGGAUGCUGGGGGCCUGAGGAGCGAGAAGGCGGCUUCCCAUUUGUUCAGGGGCAACGUUUUGAGCUGAAGAUCCUGGUGGAGGAGGACAUGUAUAAAGUGGCAGUGGACGGCACUCACCUGCUGGAGUACGAGCACAGAGUCGGAGGGCUGGAGGAAGUGACCCUGGUGCGAGUCGUCGGAGACGUCAUCCUCUACAGUGCCGGCCCGAGCAUGAUCUGAAUCUCAGAGCUACUAAACCACACGCUGCACGGGGAGACAUAGGUCAAACUUUACCACUGUAUUUCUGUAUUUGAAAUCCCUUCAAAUACUUUGAUGCAUUUGAUGGAAUUUGCAAGGCACAACAGUCAGCGAGGUCCAAUCUUUGCCCUCCUGGUUCUUCAUCAUUUAUUAUAAAACAGAUGCAGAUUAACCCAGGUCUGCACACUAAAGUCUUUCUUUUUUUUUACUGGAUGGCAUCUUAUUUUAUAACCACUCACAAUCCAAUAUAUUUUAUGACAUAGCAGCAUCUAAGUAGUGAAUGAGGUGAAGUGCAUUUAAAGUGGAUAUUUUAAGGAAAUACUAAUUUAUUCCUGAUGAAAUGAGGCCAAGUGGAAAAGUGUGACAUGCCCCAAACAUUCAUAUGGUUUCCACUUGUAUGCUGUAUUUUGUUUACAGUACAUGUACGCUUAUUAUUCUGUCCUUUAUAUCAAAAUCUUGAUAAGCCUUUGUAAUGCAUGAGAAUGUGAUGCUGAAAAUCAACUUGGUCUCCUCUUAUUUCAGUGCUGGCCAACAUACAGUAGGCUAAUAAUCAAGUUUCUUAAAUUUUAUUUAAAUACAGACUUCCCCCUCCUUUGUUCAGUAUUAAUCCUCCUGAGCUCCUGGACCUGAGGGUCGCGUAACGCUUUAUGAAAUAUGAUUUCAUGUUGAAGUCGAAUCUAAUAGUAAAAAAUUUGAGGUUAAAAUUUAAGUAAAAUGUAGAAAAGGGGAGGAAUGGGGGGUCUCUGAUUUGUUGCCAAAGAUAACAGUGGUACAGCAUUUUGAGAUUGUUUGCUUAUAAAUAAAGGGGCAACAAACAAAUAA